AUGAUCAAGCUCGAGCGAAAGCAUGCUGACUUCUUCCUCAUUUCGACAGCCUCCCAUUUGGUCGCUACUAAGGACGCCGUCUUCGAAACGGGUGCUGGUGUCUAUGACGAGGGCAAGUACAUCCAAGUGGCCUUCGAGCUGACCGGCCAAGGCCAAUUCAUGCCCGUGGCGGCAGCUGGAGCAGCCCCUCACAUAGGCGCCGUAAACGAACUUGAGCAGGUUCUCGAGUAUCGAGUCGAGAUCCUGUGCUCUGACAGAAAUGUUGCAAAAGCCGCUGUGACAGCUCUCAAAAGCGCUCACCCUUACGAAACCCCGGCCUAUGAAGUUUACAAGUUGGAAAACAUUUAG
Colletotrichum fioriniae is the source of this 348-nucleotide messenger RNA. RefSeq lists its product as uncharacterized. Lineage: Eukaryota; Fungi; Ascomycota; Sordariomycetes; Glomerellales; Glomerellaceae. The record is from RefSeq and is a predicted model, not a curated record.